AUGACAAACCUGCUGGAAAAGGAGAGAGAGAGAGAGAGAGAGAGAGGGAAGUGUAGGUCUGUUCUGGAGCUGGCGUUUGUCAACAGAACAAAGAGAUUCCCGAGGAAUCUGGGAGCUCAGGAGAAACCAGUUACUGGAAAACUGGAGGAGUCUCAUCAUUUGAAUGCAGCUCCGGUUGUUGAAGAUUCUACUCCAGUUAGCUCUUUAUCAAUGGGUGGUAAAGCUGGAACCGCUACCUCAAAGGAGGCAGAAAAUGUGAGGUUGGAAGCUGUACCAAAACCUGACGACACUACUGCUGUUAACGCCCAUUCUAGUGAGGUGGACUCUGCUUCACCAAAAGAUCCUACCACUGAAAAGACACCUAAGCAGGAAUUAGAAAAGCCAGGUUCUCUCCUUCAACAAUACAAUCUACAAGGCAAUGCUACUGAAAGCACUGGAUCACCAUUAACAGGGGAGCUACUAACUAAAGAAACUGAGGCUCUUUCUAAUACUAACUCAACUGAGGGGCUGAAAGAUGGUUACAUGACUAAGGAUGGAAAGUUAGUAGUUGAUGCAUUUAGAACAGUCGCAUUUAGAAGCCCAAGUUUUUACUGCAAACUUACGAGCCUUGAAGGAUUCACUUGCGCUAGAAGAUACACUUUCCAAAGGGUUGCCAAUCCAAAAAGAGAUAAAUAUGCUUCAGACUUAUCUUGCAGAAAUACAUCAGGACUCUAUUUUAGACUUGGUGUUAUAAUCUCUUCCAGAAGAAGCACGAUCCAGUGGAACAGAUACAGUACUGCAGCUGAACCAGAAGGAACACUUAGACACUUCAGUCUCAUUCCACCUGGUGGCGGAGGAAUCUUAGCACAUUCAGUAGCACAUAUAGCAUCGUGGUUCAAGUUCAAGGAAGUGGAUCAAUCUAACGGAGGCAUUGAGUCCGUAAUUAGGAAGGUUGAUAAUUGUUUGGCCGAGGGCAAACUAGCUGAAGCAGCUACUGCAUUGGAAGAAGGUGUUAAAGGAAGUAAAGCAGAGGAAAUAGUGAAUGAUUGGGUGAAACGUGCACCCAUCACAGAACAAGCGGAAACUCUUCUCCAAUCUUAUGCAACUUGUGCUAGUCUCACUUGA
Eruca vesicaria subsp. sativa (arugula) is the source of this 1104-nucleotide messenger RNA. The record is from the annotation of a GenBank genome assembly. NCBI's taxonomy places the organism in Eukaryota, Viridiplantae, Streptophyta, Magnoliopsida, Brassicales, Brassicaceae.